Drosophila subobscura is the source of this 819-nucleotide messenger RNA. It is a transcript of the gene Ocho, whose product is annotated as enhancer of split malpha protein. The record is from RefSeq and is a predicted model, not a curated record. Gene Ontology annotation, biological process: Notch signaling pathway; sensory organ development. Bases 65 to 517 code for a protein of 150 amino acids. Lineage: Eukaryota; Metazoa; Arthropoda; Insecta; Diptera; Drosophilidae. The transcript has a single exon.
GAGAGCAUCACAUACCAUCCGACCGUCUAAUCGAGAGCAUCUCAACACGCACAAAAAUCUCAUAAUGUCGACUAUCACCAAGCAGAAGAAGUGCAACAACAAUAUGUACAAGUCGAAAGUAUCACCCUCGCGUCGCCUGAAGAACCUCCUCAAGCCACUCCUGGGUCACGUCUUCCAUCUGAAGAAGGAGCUGCCCAAACGCAGCUCCUACAUUGCCUCCAUCGAGAAGGAGGCCGAGUUUGACUGGCUCAACAACGACAUGGACAAUAUGGCCAACGAGCAUCUGGAGAGCCGCCUCCUCGAGGAAAUCCGCCAGUGCGCCAAGGAGGAUGCAAUCAUCGUCUACAACCAGAACGGCUCUGGGGAACUGCAAACCAUGGACCAAGAGGACCACUAUGUUCCUGUUCACUUUGCCCGCACCAAUGCCGGCACCUUCUUCUGGACUUCGGUGCAGCCCCAAGACAGCGCGCCCUAUGCCAUCGAAUGGAACUUCCUCGAUCGGUGGGCCCAGGCGUGAAGCAUCAGCCAGUAGCUGGGACUACUUGAGCUUCUCUAACAUGGGUUCUUCAAAACUUUUAUUGGACAACUCUGCAACCAUCUGGUGCUAGGGCUCCAGCGGGAUGGACAGAUCAGAGUUUGGGCACUUCGACUUUGGUUCGUCGAUUUUGGGAUUACCAUUGGCACCGCUUUUUGGCAAUUUUCACUACAAAUGCCGAAAAAGCGUCUGGGUGACAACAUUUUUGAGGAGGUGAGGUGGAAACAAUUUUCUCCAUUUUUCUUGAGCAGAAAUGAGAAUCAAUUGUUAACAUUAUCGUUUGA